This is a messenger RNA of Mangifera indica (mango), 1116 nucleotides long. RefSeq lists its product as uncharacterized. Bases 51 to 869 code for a protein of 272 amino acids. The transcript has a single exon. The record is from RefSeq and is a predicted model, not a curated record. NCBI's taxonomy places the organism in Eukaryota, Viridiplantae, Streptophyta, Magnoliopsida, Sapindales, Anacardiaceae.
CUAUAAAUAGCGGUUAAAUUGAAGAGGGCUGAUUAACACUUCAGAUUCCUAUGAGUCUUUUCUCUCUCCCAAACCGAAACAAGAUGCAAGUUCGCCUUUCCACUCAAGAAAACACCAAUCUUUCCGAUCAAUUUGCAGAAGAUUUCGCCGAAAAGUUAAAAAUGAACCCUACUGAACAGAGAGAAGAACACCCUGAACCAGACGAAGAUGAAGAUGAAGAUGAAGAUGAAGAGGAGUUUUCUUUCAUUUGUGUGAAUCCUGAUUCUCCAAUUGCAGCGGAUGAAGCCUUCUCUAACGGCCAGAUCCGGACGAUGUUUCCGAUAUUUGAUCAAAGUCUGCUCUAUGAUUACGUUAAUGAUGACGGUGAAGUAAAAACCAGCUCAUCCACGUCUCUACGACGUCCGUUGAAGAAACUUUUCGUGGAAGAGCAGUCUGAUCCGGAGGCCGAACCGGCCGGUCCGUUCUGUGAAUGGAGGUCUAGUAAAACGGUGAAGGAAGCUUCACCGGAUUCUUGCAAGAAGAGCAACUCCACAGGAUUCUCUAAACUUUGGAGGUUCCGAGAUCUCGUUGUUCGAAGUAGCAGUGAUGGUAAAGACGCGUUUGUCUUUUUGGAUAGCGGUAAGAAUUCAAGUGAAAAGGCGGAGAAAGAGAAAUCUUCAGUGAGCACAACCAAGGAUCAGAAAACGAGUGGAAAGAAUAAAAACGAAAAAGUGAAGAAGGUGAAGGCGGAACCGUUGUCGUCAAUGUACGAGAAGCAUUACUUGAAAAGAGAAGGUGAUAGACGGAAAUCGUCUUCGCCGUAUCGACAAGAUCUGGUUGGCUUUUUCACCACCGUUAAUGGCUUGAGCAAGAACGUUCAUCCAUAUUAAGCAUUCUGGAAUUUUGUUUUUUGGGGGAUAUUAUUAUUAUUUGAUUUUUACAUGUAAAUUUGUUAAUACAUAUAAGUUAGAUCUGUACUUUUUAUGGGUCAGCUGGAGAUUUUGCACUUAAAUGUAUUUAUUUAUUUUUAUGCAAUUACUCAAAUUAAUUCUAUGAAUUUUGGGGUUUUUGGUAAAAGUGAAUGUAUGACGUGUUAGACAUAAAAUAAAAAAUAAAGAAAUCCCUCAAUUUUCAUGA